AUGCAGUGGCUCCUCCUUACCCUCAUCGUGUGCCUUACGGCCGGAAGUUAUGUCCAGGCCCGUCAGAUACGGAUCAAUCGCUAUGCUGUUAGUGUGCAGGAGGAUGAGGCGGCGGCCCAGGUGAGGGAGUUGAAGCCAACGCCGUAUCCAGCAGCAGGCUAUCGGCCGCAGGGACGUUCCUUCUGGCUUCCAGGGGAGGUCGAGACCGACGCCGACGGCGUCGCAGCUCCCAGUGAGGGAUCCGGCUUGGGUGCAGAGACUACAACAACGGAGGUGCCCAUUGAGGAUGCUUCGACUAGUACUACGGAGUCCGCCGACUGGAGCACCACUACAACAUGGGACUCAACCUUACUAGAUACCACCACCACAGCUCCUCCUACACCCGAUAACAGUCUCCGCUCGGGCAGGGCCUUUGUCAGGGCUCCCUAUCCGCCCGCGGGAUAUCGUCCAAGCCGCGCCUUCCGCCUGCCCACUGAGGAGAAUGCGGAGCAACAGCAGCAGCAGCAGCCCGAGGAAUCCCUAGCCAGCAAUUCCACCGACAGCAAUGCCGAUCAUCCGGUCUGCGGGGUAAGCACCAAUCCCCUGAUGCCCACCCCAGAGCCUGGGUCCAAGGAUGAGCCGGACUCGGAGAGUGUGGUGAUCACCGCAAAUCUGGGACCGGCUGUCCUCGUGGCCAGAGCUCCCAAGCCACCGAGCUCCAUACCAGUGGCCAUUCCCCUGCGCUCCCAGCCGCUAAUGGAGGCCCCGAGGCGGGGAUUCGUCUACACUACGCAUGUGGAGCAACGCUGGUGAGAAUCCAUCUGGUAUAUAUAGCAUCUAGUAUGUUAUA
This is a messenger RNA of Drosophila persimilis, 829 nucleotides long. RefSeq lists its product as uncharacterized. The record is from RefSeq and is a predicted model, not a curated record. The transcript has a single exon. The coding region runs from base 1 to 792 and encodes 263 amino acids. Lineage: Eukaryota; Metazoa; Arthropoda; Insecta; Diptera; Drosophilidae.